Molecule: messenger RNA, 2883 nt
Organism: Pocillopora verrucosa
Lineage: Eukaryota; Metazoa; Cnidaria; Anthozoa; Scleractinia; Pocilloporidae
Product: endoplasmic reticulum-Golgi intermediate compartment protein 3-like
Biological process (GO): endoplasmic reticulum to Golgi vesicle-mediated transport; retrograde vesicle-mediated transport, Golgi to endoplasmic reticulum
Cellular component (GO): COPII-coated ER to Golgi transport vesicle; endoplasmic reticulum membrane; Golgi membrane
Source: RefSeq, a predicted model, not a curated record
CCCUCUAAGCGAAAUUUUCAUUUCCCUGUCGGCCCAAGAAUUAAUGGAUAAAAGUACGUAAAACUAGUAGAAUUUUCCACAGGAAUUGAAGCAGCAAGAUGCAAUCAAAGGAUAUAGUAAGCACGUUAAAGAAGUUCGACGCAUACCCUAAGACGCUCGAAGAUUUUCGAGUGAAAACUUUCGGUGGAGCGGCAGUGACAUUGGUUAGUGGAUUGCUGAUGUUCCUUCUGUUUGUAUCAGAAUUAAGUUUUUACUUAUCAACAGAGGUUACACCAGAACUAUAUGUUGAUACUGCCCGUGGAGAAAAGCUUAGAAUUAAUGUAGAUAUCAUUUUCUCAAAAUUACCCUGUGUUUAUUUAAGUAUAGAUGCCAUGGAUGUAUCUGGCGAGCAACAGAUUGAUGUAAUGCAUAGUAUAUUUAAAACAAGAGUGGAUUUGGAUGGAAAACCUAUUGACGAAAAUGCAGAAAAAGGAGAUUUAGGUGAUAAGAGCCACGAGGCCAAAGAGUUACUUGAGCUUGAUCCCAACAGAUGUGAAUCUUGUUAUGGUGCAGAGACAGCUGGAAAGACUUGCUGUAAUACAUGCGAAGAUGUGAGGGAAGCCUACAGAAGGAAAGGAUGGGCAUUAUCAGAAAUAGACAACAUCAAACAGUGUCUCAGGGAAGGUUGGAAAGACAAACUUCAAGAGCAGAAAAAUGAAGGCUGUUUAGUGACGGGUCAUCUGGAAGUUAACAAGGUGGCUGGGAACUUUCACUUCGCCCCUGGAAAAAGUUUUCAACAACAUCAUGUUCAUGUCUCCAUUCUCAAGUUAAGCUCAGGGGGAAAUGUUAUUAAACUGAAUAUGCACGAUUUACAGCCAUUUGGAUCCACUCAGUUUAAUCUGUCUCAUCAUAUUCGCCACCUUUCAUUUGGCCAUGAAUACCCUGGAAUAAAACAUCCCUUAGAUGAUACAUAUAUUUCUGCAGAAGACUCUGGAAGCAUGUACCAGUAUUUUGUGAAGAUUGUCCCAACAAUGUAUCGGAAGUUAAAUGGCGAGGUUGUAAGAACUAACCAGUUCUCAGUCACUAAGCACAAGAGAGUGAUAAGACAGGUGUCUGGUGAACAUGGUCUUCCAGGUGUUUUUGUUUUAUAUGAAUUCUCUCCGAUGGUGGUUCAGUACACAGAGAGCAGAAGAUCCUUCAUGCAUUUUCUGACUGGAGUCUGUGCUAUAGUUGGUGGUAUUUUUACAGUUGCUGGACUUGUGGACUCUAUGAUUUACCAUUCAGCUCGAGCAUUGCAAAAGAAAAUUGACCUAGGAAAAGCAAGCUAACGUAUUUUGGAGAAUGGUUGUCAUGUGACUCAAUCUGAUGCAGCAGUGUUAGGUGACAAUAGACUUUGGUUGACAUAACGGCGAGCUGUACAAACUUUCAUCCACCACCCAGAACAUUUUGGAAAUUUCAAGGCAGUAGAAUUAGAAAUUAUCUCUAGGGACCAGUUUUUAUAUGGAUUUGUAAUAAUAAUCAACAAUAGUGUAGUCUUUUAACUCUUUAUCUACUAGAAACGAUUAAAAUGUAACUUCCCUCUGAAAUAUCCAAACAUUAUCCAGCAAAUCAAUAACAAGAAUUCUCAUCUUAACAGAUAGUUGGUAUCUUGAUAUAAUACUAAAUUCUUGUAAGUUACAAAGGAAUCUAUAAUAGCUAGAGGGGAGAGUUAACAGUAAGAUCUUAAGAGUUCAAGGAUUUUAAACGAAAACAAUAUACUACUGAAUCACACUGAAUUACAAGUGUGUGCCACCUUAAAAAAAAAACCAACCAUAAUUAAUUUAUGAAGCUGUAUUACUUUUCUUAUUUUCGGGGCAUUAGUCAAGGACGAAUGACGAAAUGCCAUUUGGAUGCCCAUCACCUAAUGUUUGAUAGGCUGUCUUCAAUACAUUGUCGCUACAGACUGAAAAUAUUAUUUGAAUGUGUUGAUUUUGAUCGAUGUAAAUCGUUAACGGCAGUUGUGGUUGGUGGUUUCGAUGAUUUUUAUUUAAUUGAAUUGCAUAUAUCAUUUCUUGUGUACUGACAUUUGAAAUCUAGAAAUCACUAUGAGGUUUAGUACAAUAAUUCAAAAUUGCAAAUCAUAAAAAGAGGCCUGAAAAAUUUGGUUUGUUGCCGCUGAGUGAAAAACUGGAACUUGUAAUUGAGUGAAGAUUAUCCUUGUGUCAUUAUAAAAAAAAAAGUUUUUUAAACAUUAGUCUUUCUUGUUGUGACUUGGAAAAUCUUUGGUCCAUUGGAGCCAUAUUCAAAGUGUCGAAAGUAACCCUGGAAUGGAUAGGUUUUGCUUUACCUCUUUCUCAACCAAUCAGAUGCAAAACUAAAACCAAUCACGACUUGGCCGCGCGUGUUUUCCCGUCCUUCUGGUAGUUUCGUUUUUACCUUGAGUUGUCAUUGGCUCUUCUGUUUAUUAUCCUUUUUUCUGAUUGGUCGUAGUGAUAACUUUGGCUUUAGUUUUACGACACUCAUUCAAUAAGCAGUCUAUUAGCAUCCAGCUAUCAAACCAGUGUGAGAAUAAAGAGGUAGGCUUAAAACUGUUUACUUUAAGUAGCAGAACCUUUCAAAAUAUGUUGUGGACUCCAUUUUGUUUAAUGCGUAGACCUGGGGAGAACUUAACCGUCCCUGAUCCUAACCAAAAAGGGACAGAUACAUCCUUUAAUGGAGGACUAGGUAAAGUGUUUGGAGAAAUGUCCUUGCGUUUAGUCAUGUCACAGGUGGAAACACUAUGUUAGCAUACACCACGAAAAAAUUUCAAGAAACACACCAAGCAGAAUGAUGGGACUUUUUCCUUUUAUCAAACUGUACAUUAUUAUAGUUGUUACACAGGUCAGUUCCUCUUAAAAAUAUAAAAAUACACCUUUAACGAGAAAA